This is a messenger RNA of Fraxinus pennsylvanica, 426 nucleotides long. Lineage: Eukaryota; Viridiplantae; Streptophyta; Magnoliopsida; Lamiales; Oleaceae. The record is from the annotation of a GenBank genome assembly.
AUGAGCUGCAGCAUGAAAACAAGUUCAUACAAUAAUCUGUCAAAGGAUUAUUGCGAAGACAAACUUGAUGAAGAUCAUAAACUAAGUGCAGAAUUCAAGGACACGCUUGCCGUGUGGAUUUACCUCUAUGUUGAAGAGCUUGACGCAAAGAUGAAAGUAACUAUAAGAGGACAGCCUGAUGAAGAUGCAGUUCUCACUCAGUCAAAAACCUAUGCCCUUAAAUAUGUGGGGACAUCCAACUCUGUAUUUCUUAUACCUCCUUCAGAUAAAGCUGUGAAAGAAUGUAAUGAGAAAGAUGAUAUGAGCAUACCGAUUGCAUCGGUUAUCAAAGUUGCACUAGGCAACAUGGAACUUGUUGAGAAACCCCCAAUUCUAUCAAUAACUCAACAGGAGUUCUUGAGCACUGAUUCAAGGACGUGGGUCUGA